This is a messenger RNA of Strigops habroptila (Kakapo), 2328 nucleotides long. RefSeq names its product chromosome Z C5orf34 homolog (gene CZH5orf34). The coding region runs from base 65 to 1645 and encodes 526 amino acids. Lineage: Eukaryota; Metazoa; Chordata; Aves; Psittaciformes; Psittacidae. The record is from RefSeq and is a predicted model, not a curated record. The transcript has 9 exons.
CGGAGGCGGCAGCCGCGGGCUCGGGUCUGCUGUGCCGCUGGUGCGGCUGCGGGUCGGCGCGGCCAUGGCGGAGUGGCUGAUGGUGCUGUAUGAGGACGACUCGGCGGAGCUGCACUACGCGGGGGGGGACCGCCUGCUGCUGUCGCCCUGCGGCUGCGAGUACCGGCAGGAGGCGGCGCCGCCCGCCGCUGCCCACCCGCUGCAGCCGGCUCGGACCACCCGCCAGCGGACCGCCUUCGUCCGCAGCGCGCACCGGGAAAGACUUCUACGAGCUCUAGAUUUCCGGAACAAGUUCUCUUCUCGCCCAUACUUACCUUCACAUGUUAUACCUCCAGAGAGAAAAAAGAUUAUUUUCAGGGAUAUCUUAGAAGUUAGAUGGCCUGACCCUGCUACAGCUGAUCUGACAAGAUGGGCAGACAAUGGCAGUGUGAAGAUCUCAUCAGUAGAUGGUUAUGCUCACCUUUACCUGUCAGAAUUGCACCAAGAAUUCACAGUGGAAUUCUUAUGCAAAGUCAGCCAGUCGUCUGCAGCAUCCCUAUGCUCCUCUCAAAAGAACAGCAACUAUCAAACUAGAGAUCACUAUGGAAAAUCAAGUAAGAAUUAUGUUGCUGAAAUGUCAUUGAAACAAACAAGCAUAGAGGGCAAGAAGAACGAUCAAGGUUGUGCUGAAGGUAAAUACAGAGAACCAACCAAUCCAGAGGACCAAAGACACACAGAUGGAGUCCCUUUGUUCUACACAAAUCACUCUUGUGAAUACACGUGGGUUACACAGUGUUGGUCUGUCUCCUCCUACCCAGAAGAAUGGAAAUACCCUUUGUCAUUGGCACUAAUGUGCUAUAACUUAUAUACUGCUAAGAACAUAAUGCAGACAUGUGAGAAAAACAACCGUCCCUCUAUGGAAACUGAUGUUUUAAUAGACCCUGGAACAAAGGAAACAGCUUCUCAUUUACCUACAGCUUUGCCGCUCAGCUGCAGAGCCCCACACUUACACAGGUGGACUUUCUGUGACUUCUUUCAGAAUGAAGAUGCUGAAAAGUAUUCGUGCCCUCAGCUAAUUCAAAUUGUAUGGUGGCAGGGUGUUUUUUAUAGAUUUAUCCACGGUAGGAAAAACAUCAUAGAAAUCUAUCCUGGUGAUGACUCAGUUCUCAAGUCAGAGGGAGCACUUUUUGGAAAUUAUUUCAUACACUAUGCAAUCCAAAAAGGAACAAAAAAGAGGGAAGAGAAGAUGUAUUCGGUCAACAGCCUACCUCCUGACGUACCAGGAAAUUCAUAUUCUAUAUCCUCCAUCAUUACUCAGGCAACGAAAAUACUUCAGUACUGCUACAAGACUAAACUGUCAUUAACUCAUAACUAUUCUCUCUGCUGUUGGAAAAUGGUACCUGAGACAGAUGGACGAGAAAUGUUGCCAGUUUUGCUGUAUGAAAAGGUUAUUCCCAGCAUAGGAAGACUCAUUGUGUACUCGGAUCAUAAAGUCCAUGCUGCUUUUUGGGAUGGGGUGACCUUGAAUAUGGUCUGGCAUUUCAGCUCUUCCUGUAGCAAGAUCCAGGUAAAUGAAGAUGUAGGCUGGUGUAAGUUAACUACUCCUGAUGGGGUACAGCAGCUAAUACCAAUAAGUCAUCCUGGAAUCUAUGAAAGGUAUAAGUAACUUAAUUUGAAGUUAAAGGAAUUCUGUACAAAUCCUUUAUAUGAAGACAUGGUAUUUACUGAAAAUAUAUGGGAGGGGGGUAACACCAAACACACAAUGAUAAAAGCUCUGUUUCAUCUGGCGAAGAUUCAGGACCUUUAUGGCUCGGGACCUCUGCAUGCUAUCAUUCCAUUAUGAUCAUUCCAGUAAUAUCUUUUUAGAAACGUAAGUAGAGCUGCAACUUGGCACUUAGAUCAGUGGAUAAGGAUGGAAAAAAAAAAAAAAGAAAAACUCCUUGUCCUAUAUAGAACUGGUACCUAGAAGUGGAUAGCAUUUUAUCCAAUUUCUGCUUUAUUACAGAUACUGACAUCUGCGUGCAGAUUGCUUUCUCUAAUCUGCUUGCUCUAAUUACAGCCUCAUUAUGGGAAUCAUUAGAAGCUUACUGUGCUGCUUUUCAGCAAGGAGAUAUUCACAAACAAAAAUUAACAUUUGUACACUAUUCAUUACAAAAUCAUACUGUUUUGUUACAAUUUUCUGUCACAGCACAGGUUUUAAUAUGAAGGAGAUUCUAGACAAAAAAUGGGAAUCAAAAAAUGGCAAGGGAACCUAGAGAAAAAGUUAGAUUUUGACUCAUGGUUGGUUUUGGGUUUUUUUUUCAGAUCCAAGUCUAUUGCUUCAUGCCUUCAGUUUUUUUGCUUGAAUUA